This is a messenger RNA of Ylistrum balloti, 3402 nucleotides long. RefSeq names its product serine/threonine-protein kinase Nek8-like. Gene Ontology annotation, molecular function: ATP binding; protein kinase activity. The coding region runs from base 123 to 2183 and encodes 686 amino acids. The transcript is spliced from 17 exons. Lineage: Eukaryota; Metazoa; Mollusca; Bivalvia; Pectinida; Pectinidae. The record is from RefSeq and is a predicted model, not a curated record. Gene Ontology annotation, biological process: protein phosphorylation.
ACAUUCAACAUUGAUGAACAUCCGAGAGAUGAAAACCAUUUAGUCUAAAUCACUGUUGUAAUAUGGGUUGAUGAGUUUUGUAUGGAUAAUCUGUUUCAUAGUUAUAGUAGACUUUUUUCAUAAUGGAGAAAUAUGAAAAAAUUCGUGUCGUCGGAAGGGGAGCUUAUGGAAUAGUCCAUCUUUGUCGGAGGUUGGCAGACAAGAAGUUGGUGAUCAUCAAGCAGAUUCCAGUGGAACAGAUGACCAAAGAGGAACGGCAAGCUGCUCUGAAUGAGGUCAAAGUCCUUUCUAUGCUGUCACAUCCAAACAUCAUACAGUACUUUGAGAAUUUUCUUGAAGACAAGGCCCUUAUGAUUGCCAUGGAGUAUGCUCAAGGUGGAACGCUGAGUGAAGUAUUACAACAGAGGAACAAUAACUUACUAGAAGAGGAGGACAUCCUGAAGUAUUUUGCCCAGAUGUUACUGUCCCUACAACAUGUACACUCCAAGCAGAUCUUACAUCGGGACCUAAAGACUCAGAAUAUCCUGCUGGACAGGAGGAAGGAAGUGGUCAAGAUUGGUGACUUUGGUAUAUCUAAAGUGCUCAGCAGCAAAAGCAAGGCAUACACAGUUGUUGGAACACCAUGCUAUAUUUCUCCAGAACUUUGUGAAGGAAAACCUUAUAAUCAAAAGAGUGACAUCUGGGCACUGGGCUGUGUAUUAUAUGAACUUGCCAGUCUCAAAAAGGCCUUCGAAGCAGCUAAUCUCCCAGCUUUGAUCCUGAAGAUUAUGCGUGGAACAUUUGCACCAAUUUCGGAGACAUACAGUGAGGAAUUGCGGUCCCUGAUCUUAAGUAUGCUUCAUCUGGACCCAAACAAACGACCACACAUCAAUCAAAUCAUGGCCCAGCCAAUUGUAUCCAAUGCCUUGCUUAACCUUCACACUGAAAUGGGGAAGCUGCCAUGUUCUAGAGUUCACCGACCAAUGCCAACUCCAGCCAUUAACCGUCCUCACCGAGGGAACAAGAGUUCCAGAGACACUCUAUCAUCUAAACCGCCAUCCAUGAGCUCGGUCUACUGUUGGGGUAAUGGGAUGACAUCUCCAGUGAAGCUACCCCUUCCCACCAUCGACACACAAGUCACCCAGGUGUCCACUGGUCGCUCACAACGUGCUGCCAUCACCAAAAAUGGACGCUUAUUUGUAUGGGAGGCCUCCGUUGGAACAGAUAAUUUGAUGCCAGGAGCAACUGAAGGUCAAUCUCUAGGGUUCAUCCCUCGGUAUCUAGAGGGCCAGUCUGCUGUCAAUCUACAGCAUGUGUCGUGUGGAGACCUUUUCACGGCUUGUCUUACAGAUCGAGGAAUCUUGAUGACUUUUGGAAGUGGGGCUAAUGGGUGCCUAGGUCAUGGAAACUAUAAUGAUGUUGUACAGGCAAAGAUCGUAGAGUCCCUUCUAGGCUAUGAGGUGGUGCAAGUGUCAUGCGGUGCCACCCAUGUACUAGCUGUGACCAAUGAACAUGAAGUGUUUGCCUGGGGCAGGGGUGAUAAUGGUCGUCUUGGCCUCGGUAGCCAGGACUCGUUCUCUACACCUCAGAUGGUCUCUGUGCCAAAACCACACCAUCCAUCCUCUGUUCACUGUGGUAUGGAUUGCUCAAUGAUCCUAACAUUGGACAAUAAACUUCUGUGUUCUGGCAGCAACAGAUACAACAAGUUAGGCCUCGAUGAGAUAGGACCUGAUGGUACCUGUUCUAAAGUGGUAGAAGAUAUUUACAACUUCAUGAGCAUCACAUCACAUCCCAUCAAUGAGAUGGCAGUAAAGAUGGUGGCAUUAGGGACAUCGCACACUGGUGUUGUAACAUUGGAGGGUCAGUGCUAUGUGUUCGGGUCGAAUCAGUUUGGACAGCUUGGAAAUUCGGAGGGCACAAAUCGCCAGAUACAGUUAGUACGAGCUCUCCUAAACCAGAAGGUGACAAAGGUAGCAUGUGGGGAUACAUUCACAGUAGCAAGUGUUGAAGGUGGAGAGGUUUACUCAUGGGGGAACAGUGCCAGGGGACGACUAGGACGAUCAGAAACCGACUCUACACCAAAAAAAGUCAAUCUUUCCCCAGAUGAACUCUUCUCAGUCGUAUCAAUAUCCUGUAACCAUGGAAACACAUUACUGGCGACCAGACCUGUUCAAAGAACUGACAGCCCCUCAAUGGAAUCAUGACAUCUUCGCAUUUAGGAAGUGUCACUAUAGCUUCUGUAUAAAAUGAGUCCCUCCAUACAGCAAUUUUGUCAGUGUACAAAUACACCAUCCAUACAUGCUAUGUUACCUGUGUAUAAGGACCAUCCCUUCAUGAAGCAUUGCUGGCAGUGUACAAGGACCUUCCCUUUAUGCAAUGCUGCCUGUGUAUCAGGACCGUCCCUCCAUGGAGCAAAUGCUGUCUGUAUAUAAGGAACGUCCGUCCAUGCCAUAGCCUGUGUACAAGGACUAUCCCUUAAAGGAGCAUUGCUGCCUGUGUAUAAGGACCAUCCCUUUAUAGAACAUUGCUGUCUGUGUAUAGGGACUGUAAGGACUAUCCCUUUAUAAAACAUUGCUGCCUGUGUAUAAGGACCAUCCCUUUAUAAACUAUUGCUGCCUGUGUAUAAGGACCAUCCCUUUAUAGAACAUUGCUGCCUGUGUAUAAGGACCGUAAGGACUAUCCCUUUAUAAAACAUUGCUGCCUGUUUAUAAGGACCAUCUCAUUAUAAAACAUUGCUGUCUGUGUAUAAGGACUGAUCCUUCAUGGAGCAGUGCUGCCUGUUGACAUCCUCUACUGUAAUUUCUGUCCACAGAACAAUGAUCAGCUUCCAAUGGAGGAAUAACAUCUUUCUACAAACUGAUUGUCUAUAACAAUACCUUUGUAUUUCAACCGUCCAUAUUAAUACCUUUGUAUUACAACCGUCCAUAACAAUACCUUUGUAUUACAACAGUCUAUAACAAUACCUUUGUAUUACAACCGUCCAUAACAAUACCUUUGUAUUACAACAGUCUAUAACAAUACCUUUGUAUUACAACCGUCCAUAACAAUACCUUUGUAUUACAACCGUCCAUAACAAUACCUUUGUAUUACAACCGUCCAUAACAAUACCCUUGUAUUACAACCGUCCAUAACAAUACCCUUGUAUUACAACCGUUCAUAACAAUACCCUUGUAUUACAACCGUCCAUAACAAUACCCUUGUAUUACAACCAAUUCUCAGUGUAACAUGUAGUACACACUGUCCCUCCAUGGAAUUGUGAUGAAUUUUGAUACUAGAAAGUAAUGUUUUUAGAAGCUGAAGUAUUUUGUCUGCUUUAUUAUGUACUUGCUUUAUGUAUUCAUAGACCAUUGAUCAUGUAUCAUUGACUGGCAUCUACGCAGAUCCGUCCUCAAUCUCACUGUGAUAAAAAAGAUGUACUGAAAA